CACCACUAAACCAUAUCUCUCACUUCCUCACUGUUCUUACAUGCAGCUUAUGACCUUUUUUUCUUUUUUGCAGAAGUUCUGCCAGUCUGAAAGUCUGCUUGGGACAUGCAGACAUCACACGGGCAUUGCAGUCAUGGCUUUAUCUUCAGACUGUGGGAUCGACCUUGACGCCGUCAACCUUGCAUUCAAAUGCCUCUAUUUCAUCUUGUUUGUGCCGGCCCUUGUGCUGAACGUCAUGGCAGCCUGGAUAUCUUGGAAUCUGAACACCAAGUCGUCGUUUGUCGUGUACCUGAAGAACCUUGUGGCGGCCGACCUUCUGAUGACCUUCAUCAUCCCGCUGAGGGCCGCCGACCGGCUGCGUGGGUCGGAUCCGGCGCUGCGAGCCUUCAACUGCCAGUUCGGCAGCGUGCUCUUCUACCUCUGCAUGUACGUCAGCAUCGUGCUGAUGGGCGUCAUCAGCCUCGACCGCUUCUUCAAGAUCGUGCAGCCCAGCGGGAAACUGCUCGGCCAAAGCGCCUUCUUUGGCAAAGUUGUCUCCGCAGUCGUGUGGGUCGCCCUGCUCAGCACCACCACCAUUCCAACCAUGGCGCUCACCAAUGAGGACCCUAACAGGAACAGCUCUAACAGAAACAAAACCGCGGAGAUGUGCAUGGCCAUGAAGAGUCAAGUGGGGAAGGACUACCACUCUGCAGUUAUAUCAUUCUGCAACGGCAUCUUCUUCGUCGUGUUAGUCAUCACUGGACUCUGCUACACGGGCAUCGCAAAGAGGGUCAUCGAGUCGCACCGAAACUCCGGGAGCGCAAACAAGGAGGGGAAGCGAAAGAUCAAAGCUCGAGUGUUUGUCGUCCUGGCGGUGUUCCUGGUCUGCUUCGCGCCCUACCACAUCACACGCAUCCCUUACGUCCAGAGUCAGGUGGUCAACAGGAUUAACUGCAACUGGGCCGUGCUGAAGGCCGCUAAAAUUAUGACCCUUUGGCUCGCCACAACCAACGUCUGUCUGGACCCUCUCAUCUACUUUUUGCUCUGCAAAGCCUUCCGGAAGAAAUUGUUGGAAGUCAAGAUUCUUGGGCAGUGGUUUUCCACUACGGCCCAUAUCAACAGUGAGGAGACUUCUCUUUGAGCAAGUGGAAGUCACAGCACUCUGUGGCGACAGCUUUUUCACACCAGACUGUGGCAGCAGUGACAGUGGCUCACUGCACGGGACUGAAAGUUUCCUUAUUUCCUAAUCGCCCAUGAGCGAGUCAUCGUUUAUUUCCCAUGCAGCUGAUCUGUUUUUGCUUUUGUAGAUAACGGUACAUUCAAGUUGAACACAUGGUUGUAUGUAUCAUCUGCGUAUAAAUGAUUUAAAGUGCAUAUUUUCAAAUGAAAUAGAGCCGAAGUGCUUCCUCAAGUUAUUGUGUUCUAUCCACACCAGUUCUAAUGAAGCAUUUGUAUUGUGACACCGCUGGUUUGGUGACCUUUGCACUGUUGAAUGACUCUUCCCAUAAUCCUGUGCCCUGAAUGUGAAUAGAAUGAUCUGUCCUUGUCUUGUAAUGAAAGGAUAACUCUCACCAAAAUGCAUCCUAGGGCUUUUUUGUACCCGAAACAAAAAAACGUUCACUUAAAAGCAUCAUUACGUUUUAAGUUUAAAAGUGGCACUUCCAAUAUAAUCAUGCUUUUAAACUGAAGUUUGUCUUCACCAAAACACCGUAGGAUGCAUUUUGGCCAGAGUUAUCCUUUAAGUGGAUAUAAUUCUCCAUAGUGCCCAAUGAUUAAUUAGUCUUAGCUCUAGAUCAUGUCAGUGUAACUAUAUUAUCCUGCAAGAUGUGACAAUAUUUAAAGACGUUUUGUGAUUCAUAUCUUUCAACUGAUACUGGUAUUGAGCAACUCUAUGCCUAUAAUAGCAGCACACUGACCUCUCACUUCUCUAUAGCCAGGGGACACUCGUGUGAUCUGGGCACUUCAGUCUCCAGUCUGAAACUCAAGAAUCAUAGUGUUCUGUGGCGUGUUUCUUUCCCUGUUGAAUGUGUGAGAGUCAUAAUGUAAAUUAAUGUAAAAUGAUUUAGCUUAUGUCUAUGCUAUUAUUUAAGUUUUAGAAACGAAGACUGUUGUGUGUGUGUGUGUGUGUGUGUGAAAUAUUUUCCAUAUUUGUUAUUGGAUGAAAGGCAACCGUCUGACGUUACUGGCUCAGAGCAGUAAAAAUGUCCAGUGACGUUGUGACAAGUCUUUGGAGCGCAACAGUCCUUGACCGUGACUACACGGAAUUGUGAUUGCAUCUGUAAAUUGCUACAGACUCUAAUAUAGCCUCCUUAUUUUACAUUACUAAAGAAUGUCUUAAAAAGAAGUCUCGCGUCAUUGACUCACAACUCAAGAAACUAAGGAAUUCCGAAACUGCCCCUACAGAAUGCAAACCAUGCUGUAAAUAUCUAUGCACACACCAUAUGAAUACAUACUGUAAAAAUGUACAUAACAUGUUUAUUCAUUUACUUUCAUUUCUAUAACAAAUGUUACUCCUUUUUUCAGAUUUUCUAGUUGCAUGUAAUAAAACAGCAAAAAAGGUUUGUUCUUGGUGUCCC
This is a messenger RNA of Sardina pilchardus (European sardine), 2555 nucleotides long. Its product is annotated as P2Y purinoceptor 13-like. NCBI's taxonomy places the organism in Eukaryota, Metazoa, Chordata, Actinopteri, Clupeiformes, Clupeidae. The coding region runs from base 41 to 1120 and encodes 359 amino acids. The record is from RefSeq and is a predicted model, not a curated record. Gene Ontology annotation, biological process: G protein-coupled receptor signaling pathway. The transcript has 2 exons. Gene Ontology annotation, molecular function: G protein-coupled purinergic nucleotide receptor activity. Gene Ontology annotation, cellular component: membrane.